AUGCCUCCUCGGAGACCUGGAGCAUCCAAGAAGGACGACCUGGCCACAUUGGCCACAUUGGCCACCCUCCCCGACUUCGUGGAUCCGGAUGAAGCCGUGGUGUCCUCCUGGUUUGCAGACUACAAGUCUGAAGAGACUAGUGAAGGCAGUGUUGCCUGGCUAGCGGAGGUGGCAUCCAAUCCGCAAAGGUCCGACCGUUUGGGAGUUGGUGCAACUCCUGCAAAAGUGGCAGACCAACCUGCAAAAGAGUUGCAGCCUUUGGGCAAAGCAGCAAGAAAGGCCAUGAAUAGAAGGCUUCGAAGAGAGAAAGAAGAAGCAGAAUACGCUUUACAAGGUCAGCGGCGGCUUCAGAAGCUGGGAGGCAAUGGCGCUAGUUCUGAUAGCGAAGAAGAUCAAGGUCGUGCUGCUCGACCAGGGACAGGAGCAGGCAGUGCACGCAGAGGAGACCCAACACAGCCGCAGCCACUUUGGAAGCCGAGAAUGCUCGUGGAAACCAUGUGAUGCCAAAUGAAUCCAAAUGGUUACAGUUUAUAUCCAAGUUUCAUCAAGUUUCACUGGAUUCAUGUCUGAUAUUUGUCACGUGCAGACCUCACUGAAUCCAACUGGUCGAUGUUUGCCCUCGGGCCGCUGG
Molecule: messenger RNA, 631 nt
Organism: Cladocopium goreaui
Lineage: Eukaryota; Dinophyceae; Suessiales; Symbiodiniaceae
Source: the annotation of a GenBank genome assembly